AUGGAAGAGAGCGAGCAAGACUAUGAUGAGGAUGACAUAUUCUAUACUGACACUGUCACUGUGGAAAAUGAGGCCACUUCAAAGUUGGAAGUUAGUGUGAACACAGUCAAUGUAGACAGGUGGAUUGUGCCACUUACAGUAAAUGGCACAGAGAUUCACAUGAAACUGGACACAGGAGCUAUGGCAAAUCUUAUCACUUUGAAAGACUUCAAAGCUCUGCGCCACAAGCCAGUCAUAGAAAACAAAAAAGUGGGAUUGAGAGCUUACAAUGGACAAAUGAUUGAAACACAGGGCGUAUGCAGGUUACAAGUACAGAACAAGAAUAUUAAGAGACAUUUGCCGUUUGUAAUAGUGCCAAAAGGGAAGGACUCCCUACUAGGGGAUCAAGCUUGUGAGGAAAUGGGACUUGUUAAGCGUGUUCUAAACAUUGCCAAGACAGAGAGAAAAGUACAGUCACUGCAGCUGAAAAAUGCAGGAGUCACCACAUCACAAGCAGACAACUGGGAAGUGCAGUAUCCCAACAUUUUUGAUGGCAUAGGAGUGCUGCCGUUCACAUACAGCAUUAAACUAAAGGAUAAUGCUAGACCUGUGGUGCAUGCUCCACGUCGAAUUCCUGUUCCGCUGAGACAAGAUCUUCGCAAAGAACUGGACAGAAUGGUGUCAUUAAAUGUCAUUCAACCUACAAAGGGAGCCACUGAGUGGGUCAACUCAAUGGUCUGCGUAAGAAAGCCAAAUGGAGCUCUCAGGAUAUGUAUGGACCCAAAAGACCUAAAUGAAAACAUUCUCAGAGAACAAUAUCAAAUUCCUAAGAGAGAAGAGAUCCUUAGUGAGAUGGCUGGGGCACAGUGGUUCACAAAGCUUGAUGCGUCACAUGGAUUUUGGCAGCUGCAAAUUGACAGUGCAAGUGCAGACCUAUGCACCUUCAACACGCCCUUUGGGCGCUACAGUUACCAGAGACUCCCCUUUGGAAUUUCCUCAGCACCAGAGAUUUUUCACUGUGCGAUGGAGAAUGUGUUUGAAGGACUGGAGGGGGUCAGGGUUUAUAUUGAUGAUGUCAUAAUAUGGGCGGAGACCCAAGAACAGCUCAACAGCAGAGUGCACAGUGCACUUCAGAGAGUACACAAGUAUGGGCUCAGAUUGAACAAGGAGAAAUGCCAGUUCAGUACACAAGACGUCACAUUUCUUGGGGAUCGACUGACACCAGCAGGAGUACAGCCGGACAUGAACAAAAUCAAAGCAGUGACUGACAUGCCCCAGCCAACGGACAAGAAGGCGGUACAAAGAGCAUUAGGGAUGGUGAACUACAUGGGAAGAUUCGUGCCUAAUCUUGCCGCAAAGACGGUUGCUCUUCGCCAGCUCCUGCAGUCAAAAACAGAGUGGUCCUGGCACCAGACACAUGACAAAGAGUGGAAAGAAAUCAAGGACAUUUUAAGCACAGAGCCAGUGUUGGCCUUUUUUGAUCCAAGUAAGAAGACGCGAAUCUCCACGGACGCUUCAAAAGAUGGACUGGGGGCCGUCUUGCUGCAGUAUCAUGAUGUGGCUUGGAAACCAGUGGCUUAUGCUGCACGAUCCAUGACAGAAACAGAGCAAAGAUAUGCACAGAUAGAGAAAGAGUGUCUGGGGCUCGUCUUUGGCUGUGACAAGUUCCACUCUUAUGUCUUUGGUUUGCCACACAUUGAACUGGAGACUGACCACAAGCCACUCAUAACUAUCAGCAAAAAGCACUUGAAUGAGAUGACACCACGCAUCCAGCGUAUGAUGAUGCGUCUACAGAAGUAUACCUAUGAACUGUCAUACAAGCCGGGAAAAUACCUGGUUGUGGCUGAUGCUCUGUCAAGGGCCAGCACAAGGCCUGCACACGGUAUGAACACAGAUGGCACAGAGGAAUAUGACGCCAUAAGAGGCCACGUGGAUGCUGUGGUGGAGGCUCUACCAGUGAGCUCUAGCCUGAAAGAAAAAAUAGUAAUGGAGACUGCAGUGGACAGCCAGCUACAGAAAGUGAUAUGGCACAUGCGAAAUGAGUGGCCAAAGCAAGCGUGCCCGCAGUACUACUCAUUCCAGGAUGUGUUGGCGGUAGCUGAUGGCCUGCUGCUGAAAGGUGACCAAAUAGUCAUCCCAACAAAGCUGCGGAAGGAGGUCCUCCGAAUAGUGCAUAAAGGGCACCUGGGGAUAGAGAAAACAAGGAGAUUAGCCAGACAGACUGUUUACUGGCCAGGCAUGAAUCGUGACAUAGCAGAAAUGAUCAAUGACUGUGCCACCUGCCUUACCUACCAUAACAGACAGCAAAGAGAACCGCUGCUCACAGACAUGGGGGCAGAGCACCCCUGGGAAAAAAUUGGGACAGACCUGUUCCAUUUCAGAGGGAAAGAGUAUCUACUGAUGAUCGACUACUACUCCAACUAUCCUGAGAUGGCUAUGCUCACGAGCACAACAACGAUGGGAGUAGUUAAGCAUAUGAAGUCCAGCUUUGCACGACAUGGCAUUCCAGGAACGGUUGUUUCUGACAAUGGGCCUCAGUAUGUCAGUCAGGAGUUCAAGCAGUUUGCCAGAGAGUAUGGAUUUGAACACGUCACAGUAAGCCCGCACUUCCCACAGGCAAAUGGCAAGGCGGAAAAGGGUGUUCAAAUAGUGAAAAGUCUUCUGACAAAGGCAACUGACAAUGGUGAGGAUCCUUAUUUGGCUCUGCUGGCUUAUAGAACAGCACCUCUGGCGUGCGGGAAAUCUCCGGCUGAACUGCUCAUGGGCAGACGACUGCAGACACUGAUCCCAACAGUGAAGAAACAAGUCUCCACACCUGUGCUGGAGUCCAUGAAAAAACUAAAGGAAAAACAAAAGAGAUACUUUGAUCGCACAGCAAAAGCAAUGCAACCUCUGCAGGCGGGCGACAGAGUCAGAGUUUUCAACACGGAAAGACAGGACUGGCAGCGCGCUGGAACAGUGCUGAAUGAAGUGGCUCCUAGGUCCUACGCAGUCCAGACGGACACCGGGGCUUUGGUCAGACGAAACAGGUCGCAGUUACUUAAAACACAGGCCAGCAAUGCAGUUGAGGAGCACAGGGACGAAUGUGCACAGCAUGAAACAGUAACAGACAAUCAAACAGAGGUUUUAGAGGAGAAUGCACCUGUCAUGACGGAGCCAGAGGCAGCUCCAGAGAGACGGUCAGAGCGCAUUAGAAAAGCCCCUGACAGACUUGAUUUAUAG
Molecule: messenger RNA, 3201 nt
Organism: Sardina pilchardus (European sardine)
Lineage: Eukaryota; Metazoa; Chordata; Actinopteri; Clupeiformes; Clupeidae
Exons: 1
Coding region: 1-3201 (1066 amino acids)
Biological process (GO): DNA integration
Molecular function (GO): nucleic acid binding
Source: RefSeq, a predicted model, not a curated record